AUGGAAGAUCACGUUCCUAAUAGCGUGCAAGAAGAAGAACAAGAACAAGAAAAGCCUCCAUGGUGUGAUCUCUUUCCCGAACUCCUCGAUCUGGUGUCGCUGCGCCUCUCGGCCCCGGACUUUUCCUCCUUCCGGCGGGUGUGCGCCUCGUGGCGGUCCGUCACGAACCCCGUCCUCCGGCCCCUGCCCCCCACGGCCGACUUCUUCCGCCGCGGCACGCCAAUCCUGGCGACCGUGCACGACGACUUCUGCACUUUCUUCGACCCCAUCCACAACGCGGCCCUCCGGGCCGACAUCCCCGAGCUCGCCGGGUCGAGGCUACGCGCGGCGGGCGAGGGGGACUGGCUGCUCCUGACCCGGGCCGAGCGGGAAGUGUUCUUCUUCAAUGUGUCUGCGCGGGUCAUGGUGCGGCUCCCCGGCCUCGACAUAAUCGGCAUUGACGUGGCGUGCUUCUCGGGCCCGCCCGACGCGCCGGGCUGCACCGUGCUCUUGGCAACGCAGGCCCUGCGCGACAUCUUCUUCCUCAAGCGAGGCGAGGCGGCAUGGACAUUCCGCGAGUUUGAACACAAAGGGUCCUACGCCGCAAACUGCACGCCGGUGAUGCUCGGUGACUGGUGCUACUUCCUGCGCAGCCAGGGCAACACCGUCGGGUUCAACUACGCGGAGUGGGAGGACAUCGGGGAUGAUGGUUAUUAUUACCACGACAUCUACGCGGACCGGCCGGAACCGCUCCGGAAGUGGCGGCGCGGGCGGAUCGACCAGUGUUUCCUGGCGGAGGACGAGGGCGAGCUGUUGGCGGUUUUCUUGGGCUACGGCGAGACCCGGGUGAGCGUUUUCGGUCUCGACCUCAGGUCGAGGACCUGGAGAAAAGUGGAUAAGCUGGAGAACAAGAUGAUGUUCGUGAGCCAAGGGUCGUGCUUGGUGGUCCAUGCCAGCGUUAGGGGGACCGGCAACAAGAUCUAUCUUCCGAAAUCGCGGGGCGGCCACGGCAUGUUCUACUCGUUCGCGACAAACAAGUUCCACACUUUCCUCGACGACUUCCCGCGGAAACGGUCCGAGCUCAUCAAGGAAGUGAAGCCGAGCUGCGCUUGGAUUCGAGUCCCGGCCGGAGCUCGAAACAUCAAACCGUUUACUUGGUGA
Messenger RNA from Syzygium oleosum, 1140 nucleotides. Its product is annotated as F-box protein At4g00893-like. Bases 1 to 1140 code for a protein of 379 amino acids. NCBI's taxonomy places the organism in Eukaryota, Viridiplantae, Streptophyta, Magnoliopsida, Myrtales, Myrtaceae. The record is from RefSeq and is a predicted model, not a curated record. The transcript has a single exon. Gene Ontology annotation, molecular function: protein binding.